AUGUUUCCCUCAGUCAAAAACACACUAAGUCAUCUCCAAGUUCAAAGCAUUAAGCGAACAAUGGCAAGGCAGAGCCACCAGAAAUGUAUUCCUGAUUUUCAUGACAAAUAUGGUAAUGCUGUAUUAGCUAACGGAGCCACUUUCUGUAUUGCUGUAUGGAUAUAUGUAGCAAUACAAAUCGGAAUAGAAUGGAACCUGUGCCCUACUGGGAGACUCACUCUAAAGGAAAGGAGAGAUCAGAAAUCAUCCCAGUUGGCCAGGCACGGUGGCUCAAGCCUGUAA
This is a messenger RNA of Saimiri boliviensis boliviensis (Bolivian squirrel monkey), 282 nucleotides long. The record is from RefSeq and is a predicted model, not a curated record. NCBI's taxonomy places the organism in Eukaryota, Metazoa, Chordata, Mammalia, Primates, Cebidae.